AUGCCAUCAUCCCGUCAGGACUUGCAAACCGUAAGGACAACGUUUAUUUUUUGCCUGAAAAAUCAUGGACGGUCAGCAUGAAAAAGAACCCUGUUCCUCAGCAACUUCUGCUUCCAGUACUCGUCCAAAGAGGCUCCCAAAGCGUCAACAAAAGACCCAAAUCUCAACAGAUGAGCGAGACGCUUCUAACCUAGCCCCUACUGCAGUAGUGCUUCUUAACAAGGAGAAGCAAGAACUGAACCUUCUUAAGGAGAAGUUGGAAUGGCAGAAGAAGAAGAUUGAAGAACUGGAAGAAGAGAGAGAUUUCCUUCGUGGACAGUUGUCUGCCCUCACAGCAAUGCAAGAAAGCAUGGACAACAAAGUCACUGUGAAUGAUUCGGAAACCUCCAAUACGUCAUCCAUGUCCUCCUCUUCCUCAUCCUCAUCCUCAUCUUCAACCCCCAAGAAGCGCAAAUCCAAAAAGAAGCACAGCAAGGCAGCCAAAAAACACAAGAGAGAGCACAAGACGUUUCGGCAGCGCGUACAAACACCGAGUGAAAUUGUCUGCCGCUACAGAUCCAUCCUCAAAACCUUGCCAAAGACAAAGACCAUGACCAAAGCGUUCCAGAAGCACGGCAUUGACAGAAACACUGUGGUGUGCACUUCAGCGAUUGGAGAGCUCGCUAUUGCAGCUCCUGAGGUCUAUGAGGAGACACUGGCCAAGAGGUCUACUGGAGAGACAGUGCUGGCAUUUGCUAAGCGCUGUGAGGCUGCUAUUCAGAAAGAUGAAGAAUUAAAAGAAAAAAUAGAAAUCAUGAAAGCUAAGGGUACCCUCCUCCCCAUGAGGAGAAACAAACCUGUUUAAUGGUUAUGUACACUUGAUUGUGUUUAAAGUGUAUUGGGCACACUGGUUCAAGUUUGAGUGAAAAAGAAAAAUCAGUACAUACAUACAUCAGUAUGUGAGGUAUAUUUUUAGUUUCUUUAGGUUUUGUUUAGAUUUUGAUUAGGAUUCUUUGUUUAGGAAGACAUAGACCUUGUGAAGAUUAAGAUUAAGAGACUUUAAAGACUUAUUUAAUUUGAGUAUUGGUCAAUUUUAUUUAUUUUAAAUACAUUUUAUUUAUAUUUUUAUUUCAAAUACAUUUUAUUUAUACAAUUUAAAUACCAUGCUAAAAGGUCUAUGCAUGUUUAGUUAUGACAGUUUAAAUUUGAGUGCCCUUAACACUCAGGAGUAAUGUGUAAAUAAAACUUUUUUUCUUAUUUCUGUUGUCAUUGCAUUUUUAUUGUUUAAAUGUGACUGACUGAUUACUCAUGUGUUUUACACGUCAAAAAUUAUUUAGUGGUUAUAAGUGUUUGUUACUCAUUAAUAAAUAGUGAAGUGUUUUACACUUUACAAUAAGGCUCCUGUUUAGUGGUUAUAAGUGUUUGUAACUCAUUAAUAAAUAGUGAAGUGUUUUACACUUUAAAAUAAGGCUCCUAUUUAGUGGUUAUAAGUGUUUGUAACUCAUUAAUAAAUAGUGAAGUGUUUUAUACUUUAAAAUAAGGCUCCUAUUUAGUGGUUAUAAGUGUUUGUUACUCAUUAAUAAAUAGUGAAGUGUUUUACACUUUACAAUAAGGCUCCUAUUUAGUGGUUAUAAGUGUUUGUAACUCAUUAAUAAAUAGUGAGGUGUUAUACACUUUAAAAUAAGGCUCCUAUUUAGUGGUUAUAAGUGUUUGUAACUCAUUAAUAAAUGGUGAU
This is a messenger RNA of Astyanax mexicanus (Mexican tetra), 1714 nucleotides long. Its product is annotated as coiled-coil domain-containing protein 106-like. The transcript has 4 exons. Gene Ontology annotation, cellular component: nucleoplasm. Lineage: Eukaryota; Metazoa; Chordata; Actinopteri; Characiformes; Acestrorhamphidae. The record is from RefSeq and is a predicted model, not a curated record. The coding region runs from base 65 to 844 and encodes 259 amino acids.